UCUGCCAGGCUAGCUAGCCCUCAUGGCAUCUCUUCAGCUCGACUCUACACUACUCCUCUGCCUCCUCUUCGUGGUAUCUUGCUUCACCAUCGUCGCGAGAGGCUUCCGAUAUGGCCGCCGGAGUGCGCAGCCACCUUCGCCACCUGGGCUGCCUAUCAUCGGCAACCUGCUCCAGUUCGGGCGGGGCCGCCAUCACCGGACGCUGGAGGCCCUAGCUCGGCGCCACGGCCCGCUCAUCCUCCUCCGCAUCGGCGCCGUGCGGGCCGUCGUGGUUUCCUCGGCCCCGCUCGCCGACGCGGUGCUCAGGACCCAGGACCACGUCUUCUGCAGCCGCCCGCAGCAGUACAUGACCCGCGGCACGUUCUACGGCUGCCGGGACGUCGCCUUCAGCGCCUACAGCGAGCGCUGGCGCCAACUACGCCGCAUCGCCGUGGUGCACCUCCUCAGCGUGAAGCGGGUCGACUCCUUCCGCGCCCUCCGGGAGGAGGAGGCCGCGCGCUUCGUGGGACGGGUCCGGGCGGCCAGUGGCGCCCAGGAGGACGGCGGCAAACGCCCGGGGGUCAACGUCACCGAGCUCAUCAUCACCCUAACCUACUCCGUGAUCUCGCGGGCGGCUUUCGGGCACAAGCUUGGCGGCGUCGAGCCGGCCAAGGUCCUCUUCAUCCUCGCGUCGAGCCCCGUUGCCCAGUCCACUAGCCACCCUAAUCUCGGGAACACGUCGCUCACGGCGACGGCGGCCAAGCUCGACAUUAUUAUGGAGAGGACCAUCACGGAGCACGAGGAGGACCCAGGAAACGACGGCGAGGCUCGGGACCUCCUGGACGACUUGCUCUCGAUCGCUAAGGAUGGCGACCAGGGGUUUAAGCUGGACCGGAUUGAUGUGAAGGGACUUAUCUUGGACAUGUUCAUAGGUGGCACCGACACGACCUACAAGACGAUAGAAUGGACCAUGGCGGAGCUCAUCAAGAAUCCAAGAGAAAUGGCAAAGGUGCAAUCAGAGGUGAGACAGGUUGCAGCAGGCGCGCAUGGAGGAGUCCUCGAGGAGGAGCUGGGGAAGAUGAACCUCCUGCAGGCGGCCAUGAAAGAGACAUUGCGGCUAUACCCAGCAGUGCCGCUCCUCCUCCCACGCGAGUCGAUUCAAGAUGCACAGCUGCACGGUUAUGCCAUCCCGGCCAAAACCAAUGUCAUGGUUAACACGUGGGCCAUCGGGAGGGAUAACGAGUCGUGGGAGAACGCCGAGGAGUUCCGGCCAGAAAGGUUCCUGGGCGGAACCAUUGACUACAAUGGCAAGGAUCCCCGGUUCCUACCGUUCGGUGCAGGGAGGAGGGGUUGCCCCGGUAUGGCCUUUGGGACGCGCCUCGUGGAGCUCACGUUAGCUAACAUGAUGUACCAUUUCGACUAAGAGUUACCGGGUGGCCAGGAUCCAGACUCAUUUGAGGUUGUUGAGGCUAGCGGGGUGUCGACAGGCCUUAAGUCUGCCAUGAUCUUUGGCGUAAAACCUCUUUAAGCAUACAUGGACUAUGUUAGAGUAAGUGCUAAUUAGUUCCCCAAUAGCAAUUAAAUAAAGGACAAAAUUAAU
Triticum aestivum (bread wheat) is the source of this 1579-nucleotide messenger RNA. Its product is annotated as cytochrome P450 71A1. Gene Ontology annotation, molecular function: iron ion binding; heme binding; oxidoreductase activity, acting on paired donors, with incorporation or reduction of molecular oxygen. The record is from RefSeq and is a predicted model, not a curated record. Lineage: Eukaryota; Viridiplantae; Streptophyta; Magnoliopsida; Poales; Poaceae. Bases 23 to 1402 code for a protein of 459 amino acids. The transcript has 2 exons.